Elephantulus edwardii (Cape elephant shrew) is the source of this 2224-nucleotide messenger RNA. It is a transcript of the gene KLHL3, whose product is annotated as kelch-like family member 3. Gene Ontology annotation, molecular function: protein binding. The record is from RefSeq and is a predicted model, not a curated record. Gene Ontology annotation, biological process: monoatomic ion homeostasis; protein K48-linked ubiquitination; renal sodium ion absorption. The transcript has 15 exons. Lineage: Eukaryota; Metazoa; Chordata; Mammalia; Macroscelidea; Macroscelididae. Gene Ontology annotation, cellular component: cytosol. The coding region runs from base 419 to 2224 and encodes 601 amino acids.
UCUUUGCAGCUUGGGCAAAGGAGGAGCAAGCAUUUUAGGGCUGGUCAGUUGGCUGGUCUGGGGAUGCCCAGGCAGAUGCGGAGGCAGCUGGAAAAGUGGCACCGCACUGGGCUUGCCCGAGCUGCCGCGGUUCCUAGGAGACCGCGGAGCAGCAAGCCUGCGGGGGAGGGGGAGCAAGUGGGUUGCUGCUUUUAGCAGCUGAAAGGGCUGCAGGGAGCUCUGGGUAAGACAUUUUCUGCUGCUGCUGCUUCUGCGGUAGAAGCCGCCGCGAGUAAGUCAGACGAAGGAGGAUCGAGAGGGAGGAGGUUUCAGUUGCAGCCAUGCUGAAUCACUGUUGCUGAUCAGAUUCCCCGCUGGUGGGCUCUGAGAACAGAGAGAAGCGAUAGGACUGGGGAGCAGGGCUAGGAUUCCCGGGCGCAUGCAGACUUCAACCGCUACCACCCCGGCUGGGCCUCGCACAAUGGAGGGUGAAAGCAUCAAGCCAAGCUCCCAGCCCCCUGUGCAGGCUGGGGACGACGACAAGGACCAGAGGACCAUCACUGUCAACCCUGCCCACAUGGGGAAGGCGUUCAAGGUUAUGAAUGAGCUGCGGAGUAAGCAACUGUUGUGUGACGUGAUGAUUGUAGCAGAAGAUGUCGAGAUUGAAGCCCACCGUGUGGUCCUGGCAGCCUGCAGCCCCUACUUCUGUGCGAUGUUCACAGGUGACAUGUCCGAGAGUAAAGCCAAGAAGAUUGAAAUAAAAGAUGUGGAUGGGCAGACGCUGAGUAAGCUGAUUGACUACAUCUAUACUGCUGAAAUCGAGGUGACUGAAGAGAAUGUCCAGGUGCUGCUCCCAGCAGCCAGCUUGCUGCAGCUCAUGGACGUUCGGCAGAACUGCUGUGACUUCCUGCAGUCUCAGUUGCAUCCCACCAACUGCCUGGGCAUCCGCGCAUUUGCAGACGUCCACACUUGCACCGACCUUCUGCAGCAGGCCAACGCCUAUGCAGAGCAGCACUUUCCAGAGGUGAUGCUGGGGGAAGAAUUUCUUAGCCUAAGUCUGGACCAAGUGUGCAGCUUGAUAUCCAGUGAUAAGCUGACCGUUUCUUCAGAAGAGAAGGUGUUUGAAGCAGUGAUUUCCUGGAUCAAUUAUGAGAAAGAAACUCGUUUAGAGCACAUGGCAAAGUUGAUGGAGCAUGUUCGCCUGCCUCUUUUACCUCGGGAUUACCUAGUCCAGACGGUUGAAGAAGAAGCUUUGAUAAAGAAUAACAACACCUGUAAGGACUUCCUCAUUGAGGCCAUGAAAUACCAUCUGCUCCCUCUGGAUCAGAGGCUCUUGAUUAAGAACCCAAGGACCAAGCCCAGGACUCCAGUCAGCCUGCCCAAGGUCAUGAUUGUGGUCGGCGGCCAGGCGCCCAAGGCGAUCCGCAGUGUGGAGUGCUAUGAUUUCGAGGAGGACAGAUGGGAUCAGAUUGCAGAGCUGCCCUCCAGAAGAUGCAGAGCAGGUGUGGUGUUCAUGGCUGGCCAUGUGUACGCGGUGGGGGGCUUCAAUGGCUCCCUGCGUGUGCGGACGGUGGACGUGUACGAUGGGGUGAAGGACCAGUGGACGGCCAUCGCCAGCAUGCAGGAGCGCCGCAGCACGCUGGGCGCCGCGGUCCUCAAUGACCUGCUCUAUGCUGUGGGAGGCUUUGAUGGCAGCACUGGCCUAGCGUCGGUGGAAGCCUACAGCUACAAGACCAACGAGUGGUUCUUUGUGGCCCCGAUGAACACGCGGCGAAGCAGUGUGGGUGUGGGCGUUGUGGAGGGAAAACUGUAUGCUGUUGGGGGCUAUGAUGGUGCUUCUCGCCAGUGUCUGAGCACCGUGGAGCAGUACAACCCAGCGACCAACGAGUGGACCUACGUGGCUGACAUGAGCACCCGCCGCAGCGGUGCAGGGGUCGGAGUUCUCAGUGGCCAGCUGUAUGCCACAGGAGGGCAUGACGGGCCCCUGGUGAGGAAGAGUGUUGAAGUUUAUGAUCCUGGAACAAAUACCUGGAAGCAGGUGGCAGAUAUGAACAUGUGCCGACGAAAUGCAGGGGUCUGUGCGGUAAACGGGCUCCUGUAUGUGGUUGGAGGCGAUGAUGGGUCCUGCAACUUGGCUUCGGUGGAAUACUACAAUCCAGUCACAGACAAGUGGACGCUGCUGCCGACCAACAUGAGCACGGGCCGGAGCUAUGCGGGUGUUGCUGUGAUUCACAAGCCUUUGUGA